This is a messenger RNA of Rhizophagus irregularis DAOM 181602=DAOM 197198, 541 nucleotides long. NCBI's taxonomy places the organism in Eukaryota, Fungi, Glomeromycota, Glomeromycetes, Glomerales, Glomeraceae. The record is from RefSeq and is a predicted model, not a curated record.
AUUUCUCAAUAUUGCAGGGAAGGAUUCAUUUUCUGCUUAAACUCCAUAGCUGUAUCCAAAGUUGAAGUUUAUAUAUUUUAUGUAUGUGUAUCUUAACUUCUAAACUGGUACAAAAAUCAAAAUAUAGAAUAUUUUUAAUCAUCAAUUGACUAACUACCUCGAUUAGAUUUCAAAAAUUUCCAUACUGAAAUAAAUUCUAUUAAAAUGUAUUCGCGACUUAUUCAAUUACUUAAUAAUGUUUUUGGCCACCGGGAAGAAGAACAAGCGUAUACUCCUAUCCUGAAUCAUGAAGGUUCUUCACAAGCAAGAGAAGACGUGCCUCCCAGAGAUAAUUAUCGAAUUGUGUAUUUGACAUUUUUAUUACAGGGUGUUACCAUGCUUUUGGGAUGGAACGGUAUAGAAUAAUGAUAUAUUUUUCGUGGUUCAGCAUACGAAAAUAACUUCCAAAACUACUUUUCCAUUGUAUUCACAAGUUUUAAUUUUUUCUUUCUUGGGCUUGCCUUAUAUACUCAUAAUUUGGAAAAUAUUCCUCGCCGAAUAA